AUGGGAGACUGGAGUUUCUUGGGGAAUAUUUUAGAAGAGGUGAAUGAGCACUCCACUGUUAUCGGUAGGGUCUGGCUCACAGUCCUGUUCAUUUUCCGGAUCCUCAUCUUGGGAACUGCUGCCGAAUUCGUAUGGGGGGAUGAACAAUCUGAUUUUGUAUGCAACACUCAACAGCCUGGUUGCGAAAAUGUUUGCUACGAUGAGGCUUUCCCUCUGUCUCACAUCAGACUGUGGGUCCUCCAGAUCAUCUUUGUCUCCACACCAUCCCUGGUGUACGUGGGGCAUGCCGUGCACCAUGUUCGAAUGGAGGAGAAAAGAAAGGAACGAGAGGAAGCAGAAAUGAAUCGGCAACUGGAAAUAAAUGAAGAAAGACUGCCACUUUCUCCUGAUCAAGGGAGCAUCAGAACUACCAAGGAAACCAGUACCAAAGGUACUAAAAAGUUUCGCUUGGAGGGAACCCUCCUGAGAACCUACAUCUGUCACAUUAUUUUCAAAACACUUUUUGAGGUGGGCUUUAUCAUGGGCCACUAUUUCCUUUAUGGUUUUAGGAUCCUUCCACUGUACCGUUGCAGUCGUUGGCCUUGCCCAAACAUCGUAGACUGUUUUGUCUCCAGGCCUACUGAGAAAACUGUAUUUAUUAUGUUCAUGUUAGCAGUGGCUGCGGUAUCACUUUUUCUAAAUGUGGUGGAGAUCAGUCAUCUGGGAUGGAAAAAGGUUCACUUUGCAUUCCGAAGGAGAGCAGAUCAAACAAAUCAGCUACUUGGAGAAGUUUCUCACAAGCCAUUCCACUCCAUUGCCAUCUCUUCCAUUCCAAAAUCUAAAGGCUACAAGCUACUAGAAGAAGAAAAAGUCUCACAUUUCUACCCAAUGACCGAGGUCGGAUUAGAGGCUAGUCCACUUCCAACUCACUUUGAUAAUUAUGAGAAAUCCAGCACAGGCCUUCUAGAAGACAUCUCAAAGGCCUACAAUGAAACUUUGCCCUCAUAUCGUCAAGCAGAAGAGCAAGAGGUUGUAAAAGUGCAAGUUUCUGAGACCUUAGAACAUGCAUCCUCUGAGCAUUCCCAUACAGUAAGGACAUCAUCAGUGCGUGCCCCCUCUGAGCGUGCACUUUCUGAAAGAGCACCAUCCCGUGCAGUUUCUGAGUGUGCAGAUUCAGAACGUGCUCCUUCUCUGCAUACAUUUUCUGCAAAGUUACCUUCCAACAAUGCUAUCUCAAAAAGAGUACCUUCUGAGCUAGCCAUCUCAGAGCGAGCCAUUUCCCGUGCUGCUUCUGAGCAUACUCCGGCAGACCAUGCUCCCUCAGAGCGAACUCUAUCUCGGGCAGCUUCUGAGAAUGCUGCUUCUGGGAACGCAACCUCAGAGCAAGUCCCAUCUAGGGCUUUAUUUGAGAGUUCUCCCUCAGAAAGAGCUCUGUCCCGAGCAGCUUCUGACCAUGCCCCUUUUGAACGUGUGCCCUCAGAUCGAGCUCUGUCUCGGGCUUCUUCAGAACAUGCUCCUGAGCAAGCUCCUUUUCAAGCAACCUCUACUGAUGAUAACACAGCUUUUGAACCCCCUCUAGAAAAUAUACCUUCUCCAGUAGCUUUAGAGCAAGUGUUAGAUGAGAAUCCAAAAACAUUUGACCAGGUCCCAUAUGAACAUGCACCAUCAAGUGCAGACCAAGACAAAUCUGAAUUCAUCCCUUCAGAACAUGGGUUCCCUGAACACUUGUCUGAGAAACCAGAUGUUUAUGAAGCAGUACCUGAGCUGCCUUUACUGAGUUUUGAGCUUAUCCCUGAUUCCAGAUCCCUCAGUAGGCUAAGUAAAGCAAGUAGCCGUGCUCGGUCAGAUGAUUUAACAGUAUGA
Molecule: messenger RNA, 1842 nt
Organism: Bufo bufo (common toad)
Lineage: Eukaryota; Metazoa; Chordata; Amphibia; Anura; Bufonidae
Gene: GJA8
Product: gap junction protein alpha 8
Exons: 1
Coding region: 1-1842 (613 amino acids)
Biological process (GO): cell communication
Cellular component (GO): connexin complex
Source: RefSeq, a predicted model, not a curated record